This is a messenger RNA of Oncorhynchus tshawytscha (Chinook salmon), 2780 nucleotides long. Its product is annotated as UDP-N-acetyl-alpha-D-galactosamine:polypeptide N-acetylgalactosaminyltransferase 6 (GalNAc-T6). Lineage: Eukaryota; Metazoa; Chordata; Actinopteri; Salmoniformes; Salmonidae. The transcript has 12 exons. Gene Ontology annotation, cellular component: Golgi apparatus. The record is from RefSeq and is a predicted model, not a curated record. The coding region runs from base 224 to 2098 and encodes 624 amino acids.
AGUUAAUCAUUUCAACGAAUGGCACCUGUUAUGUUCAAAGGGGAAAUCGGGAGGCCACGGUGUUGGUGCUAGUGUAUCCUUUUCGCGCUGAGUAAAAUAAACUUUUAAAAUGAAUACCUACGUCUAUCUUAUUUGCAAUACUAAAUAAAGAGCGUCGCAAAGCCGUCUCUUCAAAUUUGUGAACAGGUUCCAAGCAGCGGCCAUUUUGCAUUGACCCACCACCAUGCGUCUGUUCCUGCGUCGGCGCUUGUCCCUCCUGAAGCUGGCCCUUGCUGGGGGGACUCUGUUUAUGGUUGUCCUUGUCAUCCUCCAGAAAGACGUGGGUAUCAGCUCCAACUCUGUCCAGGACCCCUGGUUCCAAGACCUGGUGGAACGCAAGGAGAGAGUGCUGGUGAUGGUCCGAGGAGCAGUCAACAACCUGGGCUUCCAGAUUGGAGCUCCCCAGCCUCCACCGGUAGAGGAGCAGCAGGCCACCUCAGACCGCAACUGUCCUCCAGGUCACUACACCCAAGCAGAGUUGAAGCCAGUCCUGGAGAGGCCCCAACAGGACCCCCAGGGGCCCGGGGCAGAUGGGACAGGCUAUGAGAAAGACAAGAUGACACCAGAGGAGGAGAAAGAGAAGGAAGAUGGGAUGACUGUUAACUGUUUCAACCAGUUCUCCUCCGACAGGAUCUCCCUCAGCCGUAGCCUAGGAGACGACACCCGGCCACCAGAGUGUGUGGAGCGUAAGUUCCGUCACUGUCCUCCUCUCCCCACCACCAGUGUAAUCAUAGUGUUCCACAACGAGGCCUGGUCUACCCUGCUGCGUACCGUCUACAGUGUCCUCCACACCUCCCCUGCUGCCCUGCUCACUGAGAUCAUCAUGGUGGAUGACGCCAGCACUGCAGAGCACCUAGGAACUCGGCUGGAUGAGUAUGUGAAACAGCUGAAUAUAGUGAAGGUGGUGAGACAGCAGGAGAGGAAGGGCCUGAUCACAGCCAGGCUCCUGGGGGCCAGAGGGGCACUGGGACAGACACUCACCUUCCUGGACGCACACUGUGAGUGUUUCCAUGGCUGGCUGGAGCCCCUGCUUGCUCGUAUCGUAGAGGAGCCCACGGCUGUGGUCAGCCCAGAGAUCACCACCAUCAACCUGAAUAACUUUGCCUUCAACAAGCCUGUAGCCACCUCUAAGGCCCAGAACAGAGGAAACUUUGACUGGAGCCUCACCUUCGGCUGGGAGGGCAUCCCCGAGCAGGAGAGGAACAGACGCAAAGACGAGACCUACCCCGUCAAAACUCCAACGUUUGCCGGUGGUCUCUUCUCCAUCUCCAAGAAGUACUUUGAACACAUUGGGACGUACGACGAUAAGAUGGAGAUCUGGGGGGGUGAGAACGUGGAGAUGUCCUUUAGGGUGUGGCAGUGUGGGGGCCAGCUGGAGAUCAUUCCGUGUUCUGUGGUUGGUCACGUGUUCCGUACCAAGUCCCCCCACACCUUCCCUAAAGGCACUGAGGUCAUCACACGGAACCAGGUACGAUUAGCCGAGGUCUGGAUGGACGACUACAAACGCAUCUACUACCGACGCAACAGUAACGCUGCGAAGAUGGCCAAAGAGAAAGGGUUUGGUGACAUCUCCGAGCGUGUGAAUCUGAGGGAGAGCCUACAUUGUAAGAACUUCACUUGGUAUUUGAAUAAUAUCUACCCCGAGAUGUUCAUACCAGACCUCACCCCAACCAAGUUUGGAGCGAUUAAGAACUCUGGCACUCAGAGCUGUCUAGAUGUAGGAGAAAACAACCAAGGAGGAAAGCCACUGAUCAUGUACACCUGCCACAACAUGGGGGGCAAUCAGUACUUUGAGUAUACGUCCCAUAAGGAGCUGCGUCACAACAUAGGGAAGCAGCUGUGUUUGCAGGCCAACCCCCAGCCAGACCAGGUUAAGAUAGAGCUCUGUACACUGAAGGGCCAAGGGACCAGCGUGGCCCCACAACAGGAGUGGCUCUUUACAGAGGAGAAUCUCCUCCAGAACCCAGCCAGUGGAAAGUGCUUACUCCUGAUAGGGAGCCAGAUAGUGAUGUACUACUGCAACACAGCUGAUCUCAACCAGCACUGGACAUUCAGUUGACCUCCCUGAACUUUAACCCCUGACCUUAACCAUAACUAAAGCUUGUACUGGACCUUGACCCCUCUACCAGCCCAUCCACCCAUAGACUCAGGGUCAAGAAGGAAAGGCCAGUACCAGCUGAGGACAACAGGACAGGACCAUAUGAAGCUGAGAACACAAAAUUGCUGACUUGAGAGGAAUGAACUGGUAGAACAUGGAGUACUGCAUACCUAUGUGAAUGAGCUCAGGAUUUAACCUCUGACUAUUUGAACUAUAUUUAUGAUGGAGACUCAGGAAUGAAGGUGGUCUGGUUCCUUCUUGUGGUGGGGAGGGAACUGAACACUGCAGCCUGGGUUGUGUUCAUUAGGGGAAGAUAUUUCGAAGCAGAGUGAAACUGUGAUCUCCACUCCUACCUGAACUUGUCCAAUGAGAACACAGAUUUAAAUUUGUUGCGAAACAUUUUGCUACGGUAUACCCUACUAAACAUGACCCUGAACUGGCAGGCAGCGAUAUGCUCUACCCAGCUAAUAUGGUAGGAAGAGGUCCAUCACUGACCACUAAAAUCUUAAAACCUGUCCGUUCCGCCAGCGGAACCCCUCGCCAACAGCCAAUGAAAUUGCAGGGCGCCAAAUACGAAACAACAUAAAUCUCAUAAAUCAAAUUUCUCAAACAUACAAGUAUUACAUUUUAAAAUAUUAAAUUU